GUCCGAAACACAUAUGUGUCUCUGUAUUACCAGCUAUGCAGUUGUGUGGUAUAUCCUUUCUCUUGGGCCAACCAACGACACCUUUAUCAUCUUUUGUGUGUACAUAAUGCAAACUGCUUGGUUUUCUGUUUGUGACUGUCAGAACUUACAUGGGCUGUGUCGGGCCGGCAACCACUUGCAGACUUGCGCUUCUUUAUGAGGCAACGGCAGGACAUCGACAAGCACAUACCGGAGACGUCCCUGCUGAAGCGCGCCAUAAAACCUGUAGUUUUCACGCGAGGACGCGUGAGCUUUUCUCUGGAACCACUCCCUCAUCCUCUAGAGAAGGACCCUAACGAGCAUUUCAAGACCACCCAGCGUCUAGCGCCUUUUGUUACAGACGUUAUCAGACCUCCAGAGGUCCCUGCAGCUACCUGGGCGACAGUCUUCACAAAGCUUGCGGAUAUGGAGCUGAGUAAUCUCAGACAACUUCGAUGUAAAAUUGAACGUGAUAUGUGGAUGGACACGGCAGUUGACAUGCUCCGUGUCAUUACCCUUGCAAGCCAAACUGCCUCGGAAGCGACAAUUGUAGCGCUUCAAUACCCGGCUUCGCCUGAGGUAAUGGAGUUAUCUAACGCAGCAAGACGCUUGACGAGGUCAGUUGAUCUUACGUGUGAAAUGCUUGGUGUGGCUCAUGAAGACGGAGCGAAACUUAAGCAAAUUCUAGCAGCCUACGUGUCUGAGAACUCGCGGGCAAUCAGAGAAGAAUCGGCAGGACAAGAUGGUCCUAAAGAUCCCACUGAGAGACUCUACACAGUCCUUCGCGAUACCGUUCGAGCAACGCAACAAAUGGAUCUCGCGCAGGUGCUCAUUGACGCCAUGGCAGCGGAUGAAGGCCUCUUUCACCCUCCCUCCCGGCUUGCCUCACCCGGAAUUCUGAGGACAUUCUUGGAAUCAUACCACCCAGAAGGGGAGGCCGCAGCAGGGCAGACAGGCUUGACAGGCGCCACACAGCAAACUGGAGAGGCUGUUGCUGCGUUACAAGAAGGUCUGCUUGGGACGCGGCGCGAACGAGCUCGCGCUGUGAGCGAGGCAGCCGAAGCAGAGGUCGAAGAGCCGGAAUCCGCUGGAACCGAUGGCCGUGACACUUUCGCUCAUAUGCUGGAAGAACUCGGAGGGACUGUCUUCUUCAGUGGUGGCAAACGAGGACAGAAAGAAGAGACCUCCGAGCAAGCGCAGUCACUGCGUCCUCUACACAGGAGCCCGGAGGAUGGAAAGGAACAGAGUACAAAAGAGGGACAAAGCGGGCAAGGACACGGCGAUGGUACAGGGGUUGUAGGGUUGUCCGUAGCGCACGAAUCGGUUGUCUCUGCUAUGGCGAGUACUCCUUGGGUUCCGCUUGCGGAUGAUCAGCUUGGCUCUUCUCCAAUCAAAAAAGCUCGAACAGAUGAGCCUCUGCCAGAUGUGGGAGAACAGAAGGGAACCGCAAGCUCCAGCGUCGCAGAUUACGUUACGCCACUGCAUAAGGAGCAAGCUCAUCGGGCGGGUGACGACGAUGAUUUCGACAGUUUCGAUAUUCCGGCCGAGUGGAUUUUUGACUCACUGAUGGCGCUGGAAGACGACGAUGCCGUUGCGGCGCAAGACGAGGGUACACGGGCCCCAGCAGUUCUUCCUGCGCUUUCUCUUCUGGACGACGACAGCCUCCUGGAUAGCAUGGUCGCGCUGCUCGACGCCAGUGAAGAAGAAGUGACAGAAAACGACGACGUUCCGGAGGGGGCGACAGACUAAGGCUGAUGCCAGAGGAAGCAAGUUUUUUACCUAGGGGUACAACUGGCGCAUGGAGCUGCUGUCGGUACGUUCGCUGGUGAGUGUCCGUCUCUGUGGGGGUGGGUGGUACCUGCUGUAGUCUCAGGGCGUUCGAAUCCAACUUCGAGUAACACUGUCCUCAGCAAAUCUGCUUUCGGGUCGCGCUUUCGUGGCUAAAGAUGUAUGGCUAUGUAUACUCAUACCGCGAUACAACAGGAUGGGAAUACUGGGAUGCGGAUAUAAUCGACAGAGAGCAGGCUGAAUCUGCCGAGAUAUCGUCACUUGAAAACCGCAACAAGGGCACACGCAAGGAUAUUCACACUGUAUAAACUGUCACGCGCGUCAAGGGCAACUUCUGCUGCAUUCAAUGGGACAAACCUCUAACUGCGAUGUAUUCCGCCGGAGACAAGAGACGCUCGGUGGGCAGAUUUUCGCUGUACAUGGAUUCCAUUUCACUGACGCGAGAAACAUCGUUGACAUGGUAGCUAACAUAGUCGCGUUAAACCCCGCUCGAUCGCCG
Molecule: messenger RNA, 2305 nt
Organism: Toxoplasma gondii ME49
Lineage: Eukaryota; Apicomplexa; Conoidasida; Eucoccidiorida; Sarcocystidae
Exons: 10
Coding region: 196-1767 (523 amino acids)
Source: RefSeq, a predicted model, not a curated record